AUGGCUGCGGAGGAGGUGCUGCCGGGCGCCGAGCACUACAAGAGCGAGAUCGAGCGCCUCACCCGCGAGCUCUCCGAGACGACGCACGAGAAGAUCCAGGCGGCCGAGUACGGGCUCGUGGUGCUGGAGGAGAAGCUCACGCUCAAGCAGCAGUACGACGAGCUCGAGGCGGAGUAUGACGGCCUCAAGCAGGAGCUCGAGCAGCUCAAGGAGGCAUUUGGACAGUCCUUCUCCAUUCACCGCAAAGUGGCUGAAGAUGGUGAAACACGUGAGGAGACUCUGCUCCAGGAGUCUGCAUCAAAGGAAGCUUAUUACCUAGGGAAGAUUCUGGAGAUGCAGAAUGAGCUGAAACAGAGCAGAGCAGUGGUCACCAACGUGCAGGCAGAGAAUGAGAGACUCACUGCUAUCGUGCAGGAUUUGAAAGAGAAUAACGAAAUGGUGGAACUACAGAGGAUACGAAUGAAAGAUGAAAUUCGAGAGUACAAGUUUCGGGAGGCAAGACUUCUACAGGACUAUACUGAACUUGAAGAAGAAAAUAUCACUUUACAGAAACUGGUGUCCACGCUGAAACAGAAUCAAGUUGAAUAUGAAGGCUUAAAGCAUGAGAUUAAACGCUUUGAGGAGGAGACAGUGUUGCUUAAUAGUCAGCUAGAAGAUGCCAUCCGGUUGAAGGAGAUUGCUGAGCAUCAGCUGGAGGAAGCCCUGGAAACUUUAAAAAAUGAGAGGGAGCAAAAGAACAAUCUGAGGAAGGAACUCUCCCAGUAUAUCAACCUCAAUGAUAGUAUGUAUAAUAACCAUAUUAAUAUAUCAGUAGAUGGAUUAAAAUUUGCAGAGGAUGGGAGUGAGCCCAACAACGACGACAAAAUGAACGGACAUAUCCACGGGCCUCUUGUGAAACUCAACGGUGACUUCCGAGCUCCCGCGGUUAGGAAAGGGGAAUCUCUGCACCCAGUGUCAGACCUCUUCAGUGAGCUCAACAUAUCAGAGAUACAGAAGCUGAAGCAGCAGCUCAUGCAGGUGGAAAGGGAGAAGGCCAUUCUCCUGGCCAACCUUCAGGAGUCUCAGACGCAGCUGGAGCACACCAAGGGAGCCCUAACCGAGCAGCACGAGCGAGUCCACAGGCUCACGGAGCACGUCAAUGCCAUGAGGGGGCUGCAGAACAACAAGGAGCUGAAAGUGGAUCUUGACUGCGAGAAGGGCCGAGAGCCUGGGGAGGAAGCACAUGACUACGAAGUGGACAUCAAUGGCUUGGAGAUCCUAGAAUGUAAAUACAAAGUAGCAGUUACUGAGGUGAUUGACCUUAAAGCUGAAAUCAAAGCCUUAAAGGAGAAAUAUAAUAAUUAUGUGGAAAACUACACUGAAGAGAAGGCCAAGUAUGAGAGCAGGAUCCAGACAUACAACGAGCAGGUGACAAACCUGGAGAAAUCAACCAAGGAAAGCCAGGAAAAAAUGGUCCACAUGGAGAACGAAUUGCAGAGGAUGACGAGCAUAGCAAAUGAAAACCAUAACACCCUCAACACCGCCCAGGACGAGCUGGUGACCUUUAGCGAGGAGCUGGCUCAGCUCUACCAUCACGUCUGCCUGUGCAACAACGAGACACCAAACAGGGUCAUGUUGGACUAUUACAGGCAAAGCAGAGUCACCCGCAGCGGAAGCCUAAAGGGACCGGAUGACCCUCGAGGUCUCCUUUCCCCACGGCUCGCCAGGAGGGGAAUGGCAUCGCCAGUAGAAGCCAGGACCCCGACCGAGCAGGUGACAAAAGAGGGCACAGAGCCUGGCAAGGAACAGAGCCCAACAAAAACACCUACAAUUUCUCCUGUCAUCACGGCCCCUCCUUCCUCCCCAGUCUCCGACACUAGUGACAUUCGCAAAGAGCCGAUGAACAUCUACAACCUCAAUGCCAUAAUAAGGGACCAAAUCAAGCACUUGCAGAAGGCUGUCGAUCGGUCGCUGCAGCUGUCCCGCCAGCGUGCGGCAGCUCGGGAGCUGGCGCCCAUGAUCGACAAAGACAAGGAGGCCUUAAUGGAGGAAAUACUGAAACUGAAGUCACUCCUGAGUACAAAGCGGGAGCAGAUAGCAACCCUGAGGGCAGUGCUGAAAGCCAACAAGCAGACAGCUGAAGUGGCAUUAGCCAAUUUGAAGAAUAAAUAUGAAAAUGAAAAAGCAAUGGUUACUGAAACCAUGACCAAACUACGAAAUGAACUGAAGGCUUUGAAGGAAGAUGCAGCAACCUUCUCAUCCUUGCGAGCAAUGUUUGCCACCAGGUGUGAUGAGUACGUCACGCAGCUGGAUGAGAUGCAAAGGCAGCUGGCAGCUGCAGAGGAUGAGAAGAAGACCCUAAACUCUCUGUUGCGCAUGGCUAUCCAACAAAAACUUGCCCUCACCCAGCGCCUGGAGGAUUUAGAGUUCGACCACGAGCAGUCCCGACGCAGCAAAGGCAAGCUGGGAAAGAGCAAGAUCGGCAGCCCUAAAGUAAGUGAGGAGGCAUCAGCCACCGUGCCAACCAUAGACACUUUCCUCCUGCAUAGUCAGGGCCCACAGCAACCAAACUUACUGGUCAGCAGUGGCACUCAGAGGAAAAGACUAUUCUCACCUUCCCUUUGUGAUCAGAGCCAUCCCAGGACUUCAGGGACCUACCUACAGAAAUUAUUAAGAGCCCCCCCUCAUCCCGCCUCCACAGAAUCAUAUCUUCUGAGGGGCCCCCCUUCCAUGAGUGAAUUCAUCCAUGGGCACCGUCUCAGCAAGGAAAAAAGGUUAACCGUGGCCACACCAGGUAAACAAGAUUGUCAGCAGCCUGCUGCCUCCAUACCGCCACACGGCUCACAACUAGCCAGGGGGCCAGAUUGCCAGACUGUCAGUCCUAAUGCUCUUCCAGAAGAGCAGCCACAUUCCAGCUCUCAGUGUGCCCCUCUCAACUGUCUCUCCAAGCCUCCUCCCUACCCCUAAUCUUCAUAUGCAACGUAAGAGAAAAUACAAACAGAGCGGAGUUGAUGCAACAAGGGGUCGGGUUGUUCCCAGUGAGCCGGCACACAAUCCCGCCUUGUUGCUGCGUUGACAAGCCUGGAUUCAAAUCCACUCUUCUGGCAUUGGAGGGAAGGUUGAGAAGAAGAACACAAAGCACAGAGCCCAACCUAUCAAGAAGACUUUUUAUGGUUCCUCUGAUUGUAUCCAAAAUUUGCUAUCACGAUUACAGUGUAGCGAAAUUUAACAUCCCGACAAAAUGUUCCUUCCAGCUGCUUGGCUUUGCCUCUGGAAUCCUGAGAGACUUAAGCCAGUAUUUAACAAAGUAUGUUACAAAAAUUCCACCCUCUCAUCCUGAAAGUUCAGCCAUAGGAACCAGUUCAGAAUUCCUUUUGUCAUUAAGGGUGUGGUAUUUAUUUCUUACUUUGUUUGCACCAUAAUUUUGUGUUUAUAAAAUACAGUCUUUUUUUGAGAGAGUUGUAUUUAAUUCAUUUUAUUUUUUAAAAAACAAGCAGAAAUAGCUUAAGUGAAGAAUGGCUGAGUUAAUAUUAAAAAAAGAAGCGUGUUGUGUUGGCCAGUAUAUGGCCAACUUGUAUUGCACAAACAUGUUGGAAAUGGGUUGAAUUGGAAAGUUAACAUGACUGUAUAUUUUGCUGCUGCACUGAUAUUGUUUAUGCACUUAUUUUCUAAUUCUUAUUACGCUAGCUUCUGGUUUUGUUGUAGCUCUUCACUGAAAGAUAAUUAUUAAGCCUAAGAAGGAGAUGAAAGGAUGGUGUAUUGUUUUGUUUUCGACUGUUUGCUUGCAUCGUAAUUAUAUUUUUGCAUUUCAGACAAGUAGAUGAAUUGGUGCUGUUUUUUGGAGUUACUUCCUAUUUGGUAUCUGAGAAAGAAUAUCUAAAACAAGUUAAAUGUCAUGUGCUAAUUUAAAGCAUUCUUUCCUCCUGCUCCCAUAUUCAGGACUCUAGCUCGAGGCCUUACCGUGAAAGGCUAGUAUGAAUGGCGAAGUUGUGUGCAUUUGGGGUGAAGUAUUCCAGGGUGGAAUAACUCCCGCAGGUGAGGUUAACGGCGUGGAUCGACGUUAGUAGGGUUUUACUGUAGUGCAUUUUUUUCCUUGCCAAAAAUCGACAGAUGCAGAACCUUAGCUCAUGUCAGUUUAUGACAAAUACUCAGGUGAUCUACGCUACACAGAUCCUACCGCAACAGUGCACAGUGUUCCUAGUUAAAGAUUCUUUCCUGCAAAAGCUGUUUUUUUGGUUUUUUUUUUUUUUAAUAGUGGUUUUCAGAACAAAAUCAAGGACCGCAGAAUUUAUUUUGCACAAUACCUGACAGCAAGGCAAGUGGCUAAGCAGGGUCUAGUGCUUUAGCAGCUGUGGGCUUCCCAUGUGGCUUUCCAGUAGAAAAGAAGUCCUCAAUACUGCCCUCCUGUUGGUAAUUAGCAGACUCCUUGCUCUUUUGUCAGGUGGCCUUAAUUUCUUUACAGAUGAAAGGCUUAGGUUUUUCCACAUCACUCUCUCCCUUCUCUGCAGCAUAAGUCUGAUCUACAAGCGCCAAAGACAGUGCAGCCUACAGGGCAGAGCAGUUGACAAAAACUGCUGCAGAGACACUUGGAAUAAUUCCUUCAUAUUUUUGCCUCUGUCUGAGAAAACAAACUCAGUUGUGUGUUACUAACAGUGCUAACCAAAUGUUGUGGUACAUCAGCAGAGGAAAGAAUCAGUGACCAAUCAGUGUGCCUAAGAAUCACUAUCACCAUAGUACCGUAAUGAAGGUGCUGUAAACAGAAAUACUCUAUGUACUCAACAGUGUAUGUCAUGUAACCUUGGCAAAGCAGCCGAGCUAUUGUAACGAAGCAUUCGGAGUCAGAGGUGGAGAAAAGAGCAGCAAACUGAUAGCAAAUUCUGAUCAGAUCCAACUGAUAACACUUGGCAUUGGUUCUGCUUAGGAUUCCGUGCGGUUCACAUGAUUCUUGUGUACAUUUACAUAACUAUUUAGUAUCAUACUUAAUCUACAUGUUGUAUUGUCAUAGGAAAGUCAAGUAAAACUUGUUUAGCUCUAUCAUAUUUUGGGCACUUAAAUUAGCUGCUAUUUUGAUUUUUACUAAAGAAACGUUUUGCCUGAGGCAAAUGUUGCCUUUAAAAAGCGUCUCCAAAUUCCUGACCUUAUCAGACUGCUGCAUUAAUACUCUACAGUGGUGAUGUCUAUGUCCAACAAAGACAGCUACUGUGUAUUGUUCAGUGGGGAAAGAAUUUGCAUUGCACAUUGAAUACAGUUACUGCAAGCUUUACUUGGAAUAUUUUUACCUAUUUUCAUAUCCAAACCAAACAUUUUUCCCUCAAUAUAACAGUUAAAAUUCACCAGAAAUUCAGUGAAAUACAUAUCUUUUCAAUGUAUAAAUUUAUUGGGGGAAAAAAAUCCUUGUACUAGAACAUUUGUUUAGUAAUAUAUUUGUUUCCAAUUGUGAUUUGCAAAAUAACUGGGAAAUUGAAAUAUUGUGCUGGUAUGUCCAUGUGAUCAAGAGUUACAGAGCAGCAUCCAGUGGUUUAGAGAUUGUGGCCAUGUUUUAUAGAAAUCAUUGGGUUUAUUAUUACAUUUUUUAUUCUCUUAAGCUUUAAACUCUUCAUUUCUAAUUUUUCAAUUUAUAUUUUUAAUAUAAUAAGACAUAAGUGUUGGAAAAUUAAGAUAACUAAGCAGCUUCAAUGUACAGAUGACUAUCAUUAUUGCAUUGUAAGUUAUAAAACUGUGUAGGUCCCCAGGACAGCUUUUGUCAGUUAAUCGGUACAAAAUAAAAUAUAUAUCUUGAACUUGAGAUGAUAAACUCUUCUUUAUUGUUUUAUGACUGGUAAGUUACAACUCUGUGAGAGAUUUCAUAGGAAGUAUUCACAUUCACAUACAGAGAAAAAUGAACAAGAGCAUGUUUUUUUAAGGCUUGCAAAUACUGUAUUUCACCCGUUUAGUAAUAAUUUCCAAUAUGUUGAUAACUGUUUUGAUUUUUAACGCUUAAAAAAUAAAUAAAAAGAUGCAUCUAUUUUCUAAGGGUCAGAUUUAUUUAAGAAUGCUAAAGUGUGUCCUACACAGCAAAAGUGAUUUUCAUAUCCCGCUCUGGCUUUCAUGUCUGAAAUGCAGCUUUUGUUCUCUAACAGGGCCUAGAAAUGUCUUUGGGUUUGGAUUAGGCUGUUCUGAUCUGGAGCAUUCUGUUUUGGGCUUUAUUUUCUCACACAGGGGAGAAUGAGUAUUCCGUGUUCAUUUAAAUGAUCCCCUUGGGGAAAUCAAGUUUAUAGGAAAUGUGUGAGAUAACAAGCGGAUAGAUUGAAGUAUAAGGGGAGAAGAGGAUGAACAAGAAAUUUUAAAAUGUCAUAGUAUGGAAAAUAUAUUUUUUAUCAAUUGGAAAGUAAAUGGAAGCUUUCCAGAAAGAGGAAAUAUUGUCAUUUCCCAUGCUAACCAUACAGAGGUUUCUGCCUUCUAGAUGGAGGCAAUAGUUUGAUUAUUUCUGUUUGAUCUGAUGGCAUCUCUGCGCUUGCCCCAUCCAGAUUUUUCCCAGUAAAUUAAUGCCGUAAUAGCUAUACCGCAGACGUCAUAGAAUGAAGCUGUCAUUAAGGUAACUCUUCAAGUUUUAAUGUGCAAGGUGACUUUCAGUUUCUUUUUGAUGAAAAAGGAUCUGAAAUCAUUUUAGCCAUUUGCCAUAUUUAAGUGUAAACAAAAAGGAGAUGGUAUUAUGAAAUACAAUCCGGACCUCAUGUAUGAAGGCUGCUUGUGGUAAUCAUGUUGGAAAUGCUUACAUACAAUUGUCAGGAAAGGAGGACCCACAGGGGCUGACCCCCAAGCGUGGGGGCUGUAUGAUGCCAACCAUCACACACAAAUCAGCAGGGGCUGUGCUGCCCCUUCCAGUAUAGCAGUGUGGAGGUGGUCCCGAGAUGGAGAUCAGCCCCUUGGAGAUCUGUUUCUUUCC
Messenger RNA from Nothoprocta perdicaria, 6904 nucleotides. It is a transcript of the gene BICD1, whose product is annotated as BICD cargo adaptor 1. The record is from RefSeq and is a predicted model, not a curated record. Bases 1 to 2946 code for a protein of 981 amino acids. Gene Ontology annotation, molecular function: cytoskeletal adaptor activity; dynein intermediate chain binding; dynein complex binding. Lineage: Eukaryota; Metazoa; Chordata; Aves; Tinamiformes; Tinamidae. The transcript is spliced from 10 exons. Gene Ontology annotation, cellular component: Golgi apparatus; cytosol. Gene Ontology annotation, biological process: regulation of microtubule cytoskeleton organization; protein localization to organelle; microtubule anchoring at microtubule organizing center.